AUGGAGGAUUGUUCUAGGAAAAAAGGUUUAAGUUUUAUUGAAAAAUGUAACAAAGUCAACGAUUUUCUACCUACACUUGGAAACUUAGCCUUAAAACAGAAGAGAAAGCUAAAAUUAAAACUUAAACGUGUUUUCGAGAGUGAAAAUAAAAGUUUGAGAUCGAUGGAAAUUCUUUUAAUGAAGCAGAAAUUGAAGCAGUUGUUGAAUAGAAUUGAACAAUUUUGA
Molecule: messenger RNA, 225 nt
Organism: Clunio marinus
Lineage: Eukaryota; Metazoa; Arthropoda; Insecta; Diptera; Chironomidae
Source: the annotation of a GenBank genome assembly